Lagopus muta (rock ptarmigan) is the source of this 1636-nucleotide messenger RNA. It is a transcript of the gene SYCP3, whose product is annotated as synaptonemal complex protein 3. The transcript is spliced from 10 exons. Gene Ontology annotation, cellular component: synaptonemal complex. NCBI's taxonomy places the organism in Eukaryota, Metazoa, Chordata, Aves, Galliformes, Phasianidae. The coding region runs from base 863 to 1579 and encodes 238 amino acids. Gene Ontology annotation, biological process: spermatid development; meiotic cell cycle. The record is from RefSeq and is a predicted model, not a curated record.
GGUGGUGUAUCUUCAUUGUACAAGCAGUAUUCAAAGAAUGCUUGGUUGUUUUUUUUUGUUUUUUUUUUUUGUAAUUGGGUGUACAAAAUGUAUGUGCAUAUGUACUGUAAAAUACUUGGUUUGCUUUGAAAUCAACUAAAAUGUGAUGAAAGGUUUGUCUGUUUCUGUUUUGGAGUACAAUGAAACUCGCUCAUUUUGAUAAAAUAGCCAUUAAUGCUUAUAAAUCCUUGUGGUACUUAUUUUCUUAAAACUUUCCAACAGUAGUAAUUUUAAUAUUAAUUUGAUGCAUGAAUGGGUACUCAAAGUACAGUCAAACUUCCCGACGCUGUAAAAUGCGCUUUUAAUUUAGGGUUAUGUUUUGUGCUGCCGCUACUUAAUACGCUGGAACGUGCAGAAACAGUGGAAGCCACUGCUAACAACCAAUGGCGGGCAAUGGCAACUGAGGUACAAACGCGAGCGCGCCCCCACCCGCUGCGAGCGUGCGCAUGCGCUCUUGCGCUGCCUGCCGUCUUUCCCGCUUUUUUCUGGCUAUCGGGGUAGCGGGAGGACCGCGCUCAGUAGCAGGCAGGCAAGGCCAGGGAGGGCUGCGGGGCGAGGCAGGGCAGGUUCCUUACCGCCUGCUGUGGGGAGUGAGUCGGAGGUAGGCACGGAGAGCGUCGAGGAGGCCGUCAGCAGGCAGAGGAACGAGUCUGAAGGGUGGCUGGGUGGGGCAGGGCACCUCGUCAGCUGUGAGGCUGUGAAUGGGAAGCAGUCCCGCGGUUGUGGGUCUCACAGAUACUGCCUUAUUUCAGAUCUUUGCAGGCAGAGAGAAAUAAGGAGGUUACAGGGGAAUAUGUAGCAGCUCAAGGAAGAAAAUUUCGUUAUGGCACCAUCAGGAAGAAAGCAUUCAGGAAAAGCUGCUAAAGCAGCACAGGAAGAGCAAGCCAGAUCUGCCUAUGACUUUCAGGAGGAAAGGAAAGACCUGAGCGGAUCAGAGGAAGAUAUUAGAGAAGGUGAAACACCAGUAAUGGACAAGCAUGGCAAGAAAAGACCUAUGGUGACUACUCAUGUGGUUCCAGAUGAUAUGGGGGGUGAAGUACAGAAUAUGCUGGAAAGAUUUGGAGCUGACAUUAACAAAGCUCUCUUAGCCAAGAGGAAAAGAUUAGAAAUGUAUACAAAAGCCUCACUCAAAACCAGUAACCAGAAGAUUGAACAUGUUUGGAAGACACAGCAGGAGCAGAGGCAGAAGCUCAAUCAUGAGUUCUCCCAGCAGUUCCUGACUGUGUUUCAGCAGUGGGAUGUAGAUGUACAGAAAGCAGAGGAACAGGAAGAAAAACUAGCGAAUAUGUUUCGUCAGCAACAAAAAGUUUUUCAACAGGCAAGAAUAGUUCAAAGUCAGAGACUGAAAACUAUUAAGCAACUAUAUGAGCAAUUCUUAAAGAGCAUGGAAGAGCUAGAGAAAAACAAUGAAACUCUUCUAGCUGGUGCACAGAAUGAACUUCGCAAAGAAAUGGCUAUGCUACAGAAGAAGAUCAUGAUGGACACUCAACAGCAGGAGAUGGCAACCGUUCGCAAGUCUCUUCAGUCCAUGUUAUUCUGAUGGCUCAAUGGAGAAACAACUUGUACCUAAGUAACACGAUACAAGUAUAGGCGUUAG